GAAUAAAUGAAGUAUGUAUGUGAAACUUAUUCAAGAAACAGAUACCAAAAACAAACGUUCUUACGCAGUUACAGAGAACAACAUAAACAAUAAAGAGUUAAUAAUCAAAAUAAAAACCAAUUUUUUUAUUAGAUACCGAAAUUAUUAUCGAUCAGUAUUUUGAAUUUAUUAUUAUCGGAAAAAAAAUGUCUAUAUUUGGCAGAGAAUUUGAAAAAGAUUGGCCUUUAUAUGAUUUCACUAAAAAUCUAACAAAUUUUGGUUAUGAACUUUUACAAAAAUGUUUGAGCGUAGAAAAACCAAAUAAAAAAAUUGAAAUUUUGGAAUUUCUACAAAAAUCGGAGGAAUUUCCUGUAGAGUUUCCCGUAAAUACAUGUCGUGUAAAAUCGCAAAAAAUCGAACGUCUUCCCUUUAUACUUCGGCAAAUUGAAUCUGCCUAUCCGGUAGUACAUGAAAAGGUGGUGUAUUUGAUAAUAGAUUUUCUGGAGCACAAAUUAAAGUAUGGAUCCUCUAAAGAAAAACAACUUUAUACCAAUAUGAGCAUAGCCGAUUUCAUACAACGUUUACUAAGUAAAAGAUGUGUCACAUUUGUGGAUGCCAUAGAUGAAUAUCUGCUGAUUACCGGAGAAACGGGUCAAGGAGAUGAUUAUUUAAAAAUAGGCACAGAAGAGGAAGAAGAGCCUCUGGUCUUAAACAAGGUCUUAAGUUAUGAUGAAGUUAAGAUUUCAGCUCUUUUAUCCAUUACCUCAUAUUCGGAAUUCAUUAAUGAGGGCCAGCGUGAGAAUGCGGGUAGACCUGAAACAGAUCUAAGUAAAAUCGAAAGAGAGGGUGUAGUAGUUGGACUGGUAGGGGCACGUUUUGCCCGUGAAGAACGCAUGGAAUAUGAAGAUAUACAAAUUACACAACUACAAAAUACCGAAGAGAAUGGUUAUGGCUCAAGACCGGUUAAGAAAUCAUAUAAUCAGGAAAAAGCCCGUGACUACCGUAGAGUAUGGAAUAAAUUCUACGAAGAACAAGAUCACCUGUAUGAAGAAGUCGCGAUAGAUAAUAAACGUUUUGGUAAAUGUUUCGAAUAUGAAGCCAUUUUUGAUAAUCUGGUGAUGAAAAAACGCUUUUCAAUCGCUUUUGAUUUACUACUGUUGGAGGCGAAUGCUAGAGCUUUAAGAGCCGAUAAACAAGCCUAUAUACAUGUAGUGGGCAUAGGUUUGGGGGUAUGGUUGGCGGCACCUCAACAGGAAAAAAUCUUUAUGGAAUGCUUUCAGCAACGUUUGAAAUAUCUAUUGCCCCAGCUUAAUAAUGUAGGAGUGGUGCAUUUGUCCUGGUUUCGUUUAAACGAAUGGCAAGAUUUAAAAAAUGGAGGAUUUUUAAAGUCCAAAACACAUCCCCUGGGAGGUGUAACGACUUUGAUAUCAUCUAGGAAUCCUAAUGAAAAGUUGACUGGACCCUAUGAAAAUAUGUUGCCGGUGGUUUCAUUCGCUUGGGAUGGUAAUGCCUUACCGGGUAAUGAGUUCUGGAUUGGUUCAAUAACCUCUUCAAGUGACCCCUCUGCUGCUUGCAGUACCUUAAUAACGGAACUUUAUAAUCCUCAUAUUAAUACAGCAUAUGUUAAUGGCAAUAAUCUUUAUAUAGCUUCCCCCAAAUAUGGUUUAAUACAUAUUAAAGAUUAUGCUGAAAAAGUAUUAAAUUAAGAAAUUUCAUUGAAAUUUAUAAGAAAAUCUAAUGAACUUUACAAUAACUGUACUUUUAUUAAAUCUUAACUGUUGCUUUUUGUGUAAACUUAUAAAUGUUUUAAAAUAAAUAAAGUUUAUUUUAGCAAAGUUUUUAUAAUGGA
Molecule: messenger RNA, 1828 nt
Organism: Lucilia sericata (common green bottle fly)
Lineage: Eukaryota; Metazoa; Arthropoda; Insecta; Diptera; Calliphoridae
Source: RefSeq, a predicted model, not a curated record